AUGAAAAGAACAACCAAAGAAGUCAAUUACAUAUGGCGUGACAUGGGCACGGCCUCCCGACACGGUGAAUACGAAUGGCAAGAUCCAAAAUCAGAAGAUGAAAUUGUUCGAGUUACAUUUAUUGAUAAAAAUGGAAAGCGAACCAAGGUGAACGGAAAAGUUGGGGACAAUGUUCUCUAUUUGGCUCAUCGCUAUGAAGUUGAAAUGGAAGGUGCGUGUGAGGCAUCUUUGGCUUGUACAACGUGCCAUGUUUAUGUUCAUGGUGAUUAUUUGGAGAAAUUGCCAGAGGCUGAAGAAAAGGAAGAUGAUUUGUUGGAUAUGGCGCCCUUCCUUAAAGAAAACUCCCGAUUAGGCUGUCAAAUAAUUCUAAAUAAGGAAUUAGAUGGCAUAGAACUGGAGUUACCCAAAGCCACAAGAAACUUUUAUGUUGACGGGCAUAAACCCAAACCGCACUAAAUCGAG
Molecule: messenger RNA, 462 nt
Organism: Musca vetustissima
Lineage: Eukaryota; Metazoa; Arthropoda; Insecta; Diptera; Muscidae
Gene: Fdx1
Product: adrenodoxin-like protein 1, mitochondrial
Exons: 4
Coding region: 1-456 (151 amino acids)
Biological process (GO): positive regulation of oxidoreductase activity; P450-containing electron transport chain
Cellular component (GO): mitochondrion
Molecular function (GO): 2 iron, 2 sulfur cluster binding
Source: RefSeq, a predicted model, not a curated record